Molecule: messenger RNA, 817 nt
Organism: Syzygium oleosum
Lineage: Eukaryota; Viridiplantae; Streptophyta; Magnoliopsida; Myrtales; Myrtaceae
Product: ethylene-responsive transcription factor ERF098-like
Exons: 1
Coding region: 157-645 (162 amino acids)
Biological process (GO): ethylene-activated signaling pathway; regulation of DNA-templated transcription
Molecular function (GO): DNA binding; DNA-binding transcription factor activity
Source: RefSeq, a predicted model, not a curated record
CAACUUAUCAGACCUAACCCUAUAAGUACCCGCCAACCUCCAUCAUUUGCUUGUUGCCACCAAAUUUGAAGUCUAUCUUCUUAAAGUUCACCGAAAAAGCUGCCGCACGAAUUAUCUUACUCUUCACUUCCCCAUUUGAUAUUAACUCACUUUGCCAUGGAAGGAUGUUCUUCAAGAGGGAAUCGGAACAAGGAGAAUGACGAAGAGACGGGGAAGAAGAGGGGAUCGCGGUUGCGAUGUGAUGCACCCCGGUACCGAGGGAUCCGGCAGCGCCCAUGGGGCAAGUUUGCGGCCGAGAUCCGGGACCCCUCGAGGAACGGCGCUCGCCUUUGGCUCGGGACCUUUGAGACGGCAGAGGAGGCCGCCCAUGCCUACGACCGGGCUGCCUUUGCCUUCCGAGGCCAUCUGGCCAUCCUCAACUUCCCCAACGAGCAACAAUACUCUGUUCAAAUUGACCGCAAUGUCUGUGGCCACCACAAUUCUUUCUCGGUGUCCCCGUCGCUGUUGUCGCCGUCGUUCUCUUCAGCAUGUUCGUCAUCAUCCGCUGUGUCAGCUCUCGCCGAGCCGUCCAGAGAUGUGAUCGAGUUCGAGUAUCUGGACAAUAAGUUGUUGGAGGAACUACUGAUGUGGCAGAGCGACAAGUAGGGUAAAUGCGGGUAGGCGAGUGCAUAUUUAGGGUUUCCGAAAUUUCAUGGUAAGAAUUUUUUUUGUUUCUUGAUUCUUCGUUGGUGAAAGUUUUCACUUGAGGAAAGAGAUCGCGUGGCAUCUACUUUGCAGGGUUUAUGCAUAUUUUGCUUCAAUAAAUUGCAUUUGGCAA